Messenger RNA from Dinoponera quadriceps, 508 nucleotides. RefSeq names its product U6 snRNA-associated Sm-like protein LSm8. Bases 132 to 422 code for a protein of 96 amino acids. NCBI's taxonomy places the organism in Eukaryota, Metazoa, Arthropoda, Insecta, Hymenoptera, Formicidae. Gene Ontology annotation, biological process: mRNA splicing, via spliceosome. Gene Ontology annotation, molecular function: RNA binding. Gene Ontology annotation, cellular component: U4/U6 x U5 tri-snRNP complex; U6 snRNP; precatalytic spliceosome. The transcript has 4 exons. The record is from RefSeq and is a predicted model, not a curated record.
AGGAAAGUUUGUUUGGCAACUGUUUCGCUUUAACCUUUAUUCGGCGUCGUCGACCACCCGCCGUCUCCCGCUAAUGCGUACUUAUGCGGUUGCACAUUCGAUAUAUUUUGACAGGUAGCCGAUGAUAAAUAAUGGCGUCGGGCUUAGAAAGCUAUGUGAAUCACACGGUCUCCGUUAUCACGUCGGACGGUAGGAAUUUCAUCGGAACAUUAAAAGGCUUUGACCAAACCAUCAACAUAAUUCUGGAUGAGUCACAUGAACGAGUAUACAGCACGACACAAGGAGUGGAGCAAGUUGUCCUGGGUCUACACAUCAUCAGGGGUGAUAACAUAGCAAUAGUGGGAGAAUUGGACGACGAAAUGGAUGCACGACUGGACUUGUCAGCGAUACGAGCUGAACCUCUAAGCUCUAUCGUACAUUGACUGUACGCAUGUACCAGAAAUUACAUCUUAAAGUUACCGUCUGUUCUGGUUCCAACCUAAAAUAAAAAAGUAAUUUGUGUACAUCA